Messenger RNA from Magallana angulata, 2968 nucleotides. RefSeq lists its product as uncharacterized. The record is from RefSeq and is a predicted model, not a curated record. Gene Ontology annotation, molecular function: ligand-gated sodium channel activity. Bases 147 to 2939 code for a protein of 930 amino acids. NCBI's taxonomy places the organism in Eukaryota, Metazoa, Mollusca, Bivalvia, Ostreida, Ostreidae. Gene Ontology annotation, cellular component: membrane. Gene Ontology annotation, biological process: sodium ion transmembrane transport. The transcript is spliced from 11 exons.
GAUUGUUAAUAAAAAUGGUGCGUGCACUUUAGUGAAAGCUUAGAACUUCACUUCUACUUUAAGCUCUUUGACAUUCAAGUUUGUGAAUUUGGAAUCUUUAAACAACCGGCGUUUUACGAGGAUAUUCUGAGCCUGCUGUGGUUAAGAUGGUCAGUGAGAGCAACGAUCGAAGAGGAGCUAAUGGUUUUAUUUCGAAUGAGAUGAUCAAUAUGAUAGACACCAGUGAGAAAAUGGAUGAAGCGCAAACCAAGAAAGACAAAACUUCGAUUAGUGAUGAGCUAUGUUUGUUUGGGGAGAGUAGUUCAGUUCACGGUCUGAAAUAUGUGUCGGAGAGGUCUUCUCACUGUUUCAGAAGGAUUUUCUGGCUGCUGGUCAUCCUGUGCUGCCUGGGGGUGUUGAUUUACCAGAUCGUGGACCGGGUCCGGUACUUCACCAGUAACCCGGUCACCGUCAAUGUACAGGUCAACUAUAACAGCACGCUAGUGUUCCCCGCCGUCACGAUCUGUAACCAAAACGCAUUCAAGGCUACUUUGGCAGCGGAGAAGAAGCGAUACAAAUUGAUAGAGGAUAUGUUUACAGAGCCCGAGAGUUUUAAUUCUACCAGUCUGCAGAAAGACUUAGCUGAAAACAUCACAUUGGAGGAAUUGUAUUUACAAGGAGCACACAAAAGGGAAGAUUUUAUUUUCAGAGCAAUCUGGAUGGGAAAGACGAUGAAUCCUGAUGAUUUUGAUCAGUUUGUCACAGACCACGGCGUGUGCUACACAUUCAAAAGAAGUGAAACAGAUGGAAAGGUUUCUUCUCCAGGUAUAGAAAAUGGUCUGCGACUGACUCUCAAUAUAGAACAGUACGAGUACAUGCCUGGCCCUCACGACGCCGCGGGGAUAAAGAUGCUCAUCCACGACCACAGCGACAUCCCCAUGGUCCACGCCCUUGGUCAGGCCAUUUCCCCGGGGUCGCGGGUGUUUGUGGGAAUGAAGAUCAUAGAGUUAGAAAACCUACCAGAGCCCCAUGGGAACUGUGAAGAGAAGACGUUAGAAUACGUGGACACGUACACGUCCGAGGGAUGCCGACUGGACUGUCUGACGAAGAGAGCGAAAUCCGAAUGUGGAUGUCGCGCUCUGUACAUGCCUCAUAAUAAUGGAGACCCUCCAGUAUGCACUCUGAAACAAUACUACGAUUGUCUGAAAGAAGUUAUUGAAAGGUUCCCGACCCUUUACUACAAAAUAUGUUCCUGUCCGGUGUCAUGUAACUUCCGGCUGUUUGAGACAGACCUGUCAUAUGGUACAACGUCGGACUACAAUCUGAGGAAGUACUUGUCGUCAAACGACACGACUAAAUUUGCUCAAGACCUUCUAAACGCCACUGAAGUCACCUCCAGAUACGAGGACACCAAGCUUUCGGUGGUGCAGGAUUUUUACUCGACUCUAACUAAUGAUACCGAAAAAAUAUCAAAUGUGCAUGAACGCCUGGUCACCUUGGUGGACGGACUCAUUAAUGCCACAGAUGUGGUUUACCAAGACAUGAAAAACCAUUACGACUUUAAAGAUUUUUUGUAUAAAUAUCAAAUUUAUAUAAUGCAGAAAAAUUUUAUGAGAGCUCGAGAUGCAAUGGAAGAGCGCCAUAUACAUAUAGUUCCUUUAGCGUAUACAGAAUUUAUAUUACUGAUCGAGAAAUCCAUACGAAAACUUGCCGAUACGCAGUUUCCGAAUGACACGUCACGUCUUGUUAUCUAUGGAAACCUGAACGAUAAAAUAGACAGUCGGUUGGAAAUUACUGAGCGAGUUAUUGCCAAUUACACGUCGUUAAGAGAUGCUUACAUUGCAGGCCAGAAAAUUUUUAACUACAAGUAUAUGGACAUUCCAAGGGCUCACAAUAACCCAGCAACACCAAAAAAAUUGAUUCAAGAUUCUGUUAAUCAUAACUCGUACGCUAACAAAUCAACCGUACAGUUUGAAAGCUUCAUCAAUAAAUCAGUUGUUACGUUAAACUUGUGCAAGGAUUUGGCGGGAAUCGCGUACGCUAGUUAUACCGUGAAGGAGGCCGACUUAUGGCUCUGUGUUGAGGAUUAUCGUCAUGCCAUGCGUAAUUGGAUGUAUGCACGAAGUUUGUUUUAUUAUGAAAUCGUUGAAAGGCCCGAACGGAUACUUCAAGAGAGACUUGAGAACUUUGAAUCAUUGUGGACUGAAUUUCAGUUGAUGUUUCAAAAUAUCAAUCAGAGUUUGUAUUCAAUACGCUCGGAAAAUACGGACUUUGGCUCAAAUAUACUCACAUCGAUAGAAAAUUCUAAUCGCCAACUUGAGCAGUACCUUGUUGCAAAUGCCACAAAAUUAUCUUUAUCAGAAGACUUUUUGUCAAACACUACAGAAGAUGUUCUUUCCAAAUUAACUCUGUAUUUUCAAAUUUUGAAAACAAGACAGACAACUCUUACAGACUGGAUUUCCCGAUUACAGUCAAGUGCUGGUGACAUAUGGCAAAACAUAUUAAAUGACGAAGAUUCGUACGAUUAUUAUACAUAUAUAAACAAAAAUGAAUAUUUAAAGAACUUUACGGAAAUUGAAUCCGAUUUAAAAUCCAAUUUUAGUACGAUUCUUGAUGACGUAAAAUUUACAGAUGUGAUCGACGGUCAAGAUGGCCAACUCCUUUCUACUUUCAAUAAUAUUAUUGCUCACAUGAAAGAGUUUCAGGAAGCGCUCAAAGUAGAUAGCGAUUUUAUAAGGGACAAUUUACUGCAAAUAAACAUCUUUUAUCGAGAGAUGAGCUACGAGAAAAUAGAUCAACAAAUUGCUUACGACAUGUUUUCCUUGUGGUGCGAUAUCGGCGGAACAAUGGGGUUAUUUUUAGGAGCAAGCUUUCUGUCAAUUCUGGAAAUUGCAGACUUUGUUUUACAUAGAGUUGUGCAACGGAAGGUGACACACAGGAUUGAUGACAAAAAGAUGUGACCGAGUCAUUAAAUUGCUGGGAAAAUGCA